CGUUCGUUCCAUUUUCUUUUUCGGCGAGCUAGGUUUUUCAUAGCGUCGGGAAGCAAUUUUAUUUUAAGGUUUUUGAUUACAUAUGUUAAAUAUGAAAAGUUUAUUUCAUAAAAUUAUCAUGAAAUAAAAUUAACUCUGUAAAAUACUUAUGUUGUUUAAAGAAAUGUAAGUUAAUUUUUAAUAAAAAUACAGUAUAAUUGAGUGUAAAACCUUGCCGGUCUGCCUAAAAAAGAACGCGUAUUGCAUAUCGACUAUUAUUUGCAACUUUUUUGUGUUUUGUGAGAAACUAUAGUUAUUCCUUUCGGUGGUGCAUUAGAACAAAUCACAAUAAAUAUGGCUGAUGGCGUUGUGCUUGAUUUAUACGCCGAAGAUUUGGAUAAAGAUUUUCCACCGCAAAGUCAGGAUGAGUUUUGUGGAGAUGGAGUAGAUUUAUAUGAUGAUAUAGGUGGUCCCAAUGAAAGUACUGUUGGUGGAUCUAGUGCUGCUGCUUCAGUCACCGGUGAUGGUUCCAAUGCUGGUGGUAGUGAUGGCACUGGAAAUGGGUCAAACGGAGUAUACCAUCAAGGAGGUGGUAGUCUAACUCCUAAUCAAGCGGGACGUCGUUUUCAACUUUAUAUUGGAAAUUUAACAUGGUGGACAACUGAUCACGAUAUAUCAAGUGCAAUGCGUGAUAUAGGUAUCACAGAUUUUCAAGAGGUUAAAUUUUUCGAAAAUCGUUCGAAUGGUCAAUCAAAAGGAUUCUGUGUCAUAUCAUUAGGUUCAGAGCCUAGUUUACGUAUGGUGCUUGAGCGUUUACCAAAAAAAGAACUGCAUGGACAAGCGCCUGUUGUCACUUAUCCAACAAAACAAGCAUUAAAUCAGUUCGAAAGUUUACAAAAAACACGUCCAGUUCCACCAGCACAAACUAAUGGACCACCACGUGGUCCCGCACCGCCAAAUAUGAACGUUGGCGGGCCUUUGCCUCCACAUCCUGGUCCACAAGGCGUACCUCCUGGGCAUCCAUCUCGUAUGAUUAAUCCCAAUAUGCCGCCUGGGCAAUAUAGGCCUCAACAUAUGCCACAAGGCCCUCCAGGUGGUCCAAAUGCAGGUCCACCAAGAAUGCAGCCACCAAUGCAUCAGGGUGGACCAAUGGGACCACAACAAGUGUUGCAAGGUCCACCACGUUAUCCGCCAAAUCAAGGACAAUGGUCAGGUCAACCACGGCCAAAUGGUCCAAGACCAGGUCAACCGAAUGGGCCACCACAACGCGCUCAAAUGUUCCAGGGUCCUCCUGGCGGAAUGCCUAUGCGUGGGCCACGACCUGAUUGGAACAGACCGCCUAUGGGUGGUUUUCCACCACAGGGACCACCCGGUGGGCCACCACAAGGUCCUCCUCAUAUGCAAGGACCACCACGUGGUCCUGCUCCACCAAAUAUGGGUGGACCAAUGCCACCACCAGGAGGUCCUUCACCGCAUGUAAAUCCAGCGUUCUUUAAUCAGCCUGGCGGUCCUCCUAUGGGUGGUCCACCGCAUGGUCCACCUGGUGCACCACAACAAUCAAUGGGUAUGCCACCACAACAUGGUCCACCGCCACAUUUCGCACAACAGGGUGCACCACGAGGUCCAUGGCCUGGACCUCCACAGGCGAAACCAGGCCCUUACUCCGAACAACCAAUGGGUCCGCAAUUGUCAGAGGUCGAAUUUGAAGAGAUAAUGGGCAGAAAUCGCACUGUCAGUAGUUCAGCAAUUGCAAGGGCUGUUUCUGAUGCAGCUGCCGGUGAAUAUGCCAGUGCUAUUGAAACUUUAGUUACGGCUAUUUCAUUAAUUAAACAAUCAAAAGUGGCACAGGAUGAACGAUGCAAAAUACUGAUAAGUUCAUUACAGGAUACAUUACAUGGCAUUGAAACAAAAAGUUAUAAUCGGCGCGAACGUUCAAGAUCACGUGAAAGAUCUCAUCGCAUACGGCCGCGUAGAGAGCGUUCAUCGUCACGUUAUCGCGAGCGUUCUCGUGAAAGAGAAAGAGAAGGUGACAGAAGGAAACGGGAUCGCUCACGUGAACGACAUCGUGAAAGCAAAGAGCGUGAUGUUGGUUACCGUGAACGCUCUAGAAGUCGCGAACGUGAACGUCAAGUUCCUGACCAUUACAGAGAUGAUAGCUCAAGCCGUUCAGCACGUCCACGUAAGUCUCCAGAACAAGUCGUAGAAGCAUCCGGCGAAGCACCAACAAAACGAGGUUACUACGAGGAACGUUACCGUUCAUCUGAUCGAGAUCGUGAUCGUGACCGCGAAAGAGAACGUGAUCGUAGAGAAGAGCAUCGUUCACGACAUUAAUUAGAAUAUGACCGUACAUUACAUAAAAAGAAAUAAUCAUUAAAAUAAAUCAACAUAAUAUUUAAAUAUAUGCAAUUAUAAACAUUUACAUAUUAAUAUUCCUUAUUAGCUUAUUAAAAGCGCAAGGAAUAAGAAUUAAUAAUUCAAUUAAUAACACUAGAGCCUAACAAAAGUUUUCAUAAUACGAUUAGAUGAAUAAAAUUAUUUAUGGACGUCUAUAGAAAACAUUUAAGGAAAUGUAUAUACAUACUUCAAGCUUUCAAAUCAAUUAUGAAACUAAUUAAAUCGCAAAUAUACGUAUUUAUUUCAUAACCAGUGUUGAAGGAGACAGCCGAAACAGCUUACGGAUCCAGCAAUAAUAUACACAACUAUAUAUAUUCAUCGCAAAUGCUAAACAUAGCAACAAGCAAUAUACAGCGCGUGCGCUUAACCAACACAUGAAGAUUGUAUAUUACAUUUCGGUUUAUUUAAUAAAAAUAUAAUUAAAAGAAUGUUAAAAAACUAAA
Molecule: messenger RNA, 2816 nt
Organism: Teleopsis dalmanni
Lineage: Eukaryota; Metazoa; Arthropoda; Insecta; Diptera; Diopsidae
Gene: Cpsf6
Product: cleavage and polyadenylation specificity factor subunit 6
Exons: 9
Coding region: 334-2310 (658 amino acids)
Biological process (GO): mRNA alternative polyadenylation
Cellular component (GO): mRNA cleavage and polyadenylation specificity factor complex
Molecular function (GO): mRNA binding
Source: RefSeq, a predicted model, not a curated record